AUGAACAAAACACUACCGCAGUCAACUGUAUGCCAGGAGAUACUAUAAUACAGCUUCAGAAAUGCAAACAAAUAUUAUUUGGCAUAACGUAAAUCGAUAUUAUAUUAUAGUGGCGCUUUAAACGAAGGCACGUGAUGCACAGAGGUUUUAUGAGGAAGAAAAGUAACUCAGUAGCUAGUAUGCAAGUCUAAUGUAUACUGGUGCAUGAUUUGUACCUUAUAUUUCGUUUGAACUCACAGCGUUCACGUACAAAAGAGAUUGCACACACAGUAAAUCUUGGUGAACUUUUUUUAAUCUGGGUGUUUUUAAAUAGCAAGAAUUGCCAUGAAAGGACUUUACUGUAAACUGUCUGGAGACCAGGGGGAUGUGAAGUUUCUUUUACAGGAGACGAUUUUACCCACUAACAUUGGCGACCAUCAGGUCAAAGUUCAAGUAAAAAGCUGUGCACUAAGUCCGGUUGAGUUUAAGCUGUAUGAGGACCUGAAGCUUGGAAUGGAGCAAUACCCGGUUGGAAGGGAGAUUGCUGGGGUUGUUCUUCAAGUUGGCCCCAAAGUGACAUUUUUCCAGCCAGAUGAUGAGGUUGUUGGGAUUCUACCUCUGGAUGUUGAGCUGUCCGGCUUGUGUUCCAUCGUGCUUGUUGAUGAGUAUAAUUUAGUUCAGAAGCCUGAGAAAGUAAGCUGGUUUGAUGCAGUUGCGGCAAUCAAAGAUGGUCUCAGGGCCUACACAGCUCUACACACUCUGGCUCGGAUGGCUGCGGGUCAAACUCUACUAGUGCUGGAUGGGGCCAGUCCCUUUGGAGUUGUGGCCAUUCAGCUCGCUCACUAUCAUGGUGUAAAGGUCAUGGCUACAGCUUUGUCUCCGGAGGACCAAAAGUUUUUGGAAGAGCUACGACCAUGUGUGGGUGUUCAGGAAUCACUUUUAGCUCGAGUGAUCAAAGUGUGGGACUCAAAGGAGGACUUGGUGGAAUCAUGCCUUGAAGAGACUGGAGGACUUGGAUUGGACAUCAUCGUUGAUUCAGGAGUGAGACUGUAUGAGGAGGAGCUAGAAGCACUGAUGUAUCUCCCACAUAAACAUGACCUCAUUACCCUUCUUGCGGUUGGAGGUCACUGGGUAACCACAGAGCAGAACUUACAGCUGGACCCUCCGGACAGCCAUAUUCUUUUCCUGAAGGCAGCGUCUGUCUCCUUCCUAAAUGAGGAGGUGUGGGCAGCGUCCCGUGCCAAGCAAGGCAGAUAUCUCCAUAUCAUGAAAGAUGUGGUAGACAAGCUUUCCACCGGGACUUUCAGGCCGCUCUUGGAGGACCCUGUGCCUUUAUAUGAAGCCACCGUCUCUAUGGAGAUGGUUCAGAGAAAGCAAGUCAGAAAGAGGAUAGUCAUCAAGCUUUGAAGUGGACUCCAAAAAUAUGUUUUUCGUAAUUCUGUAAAUUUGAGUCAUUUUAAAUCUCACAAAUGUGUCAAUUUUUAAAUGUCAGCAUGUUGGUCUGUUUGCCCUCUCAAUACAUAUUUAAAACACAUUAAAAGCCUUCUUAAAAUAAAAAAAGCUCACUCAUUCCAACCUCAAUGACAUACUGUGGUAGUACAUGGCAAUAUAAAAAACAUGGAUGCAUCACAAAGCAAAGAAAAAUAUACAUUAUAUAACUUUUGCUAUAUAAUAAACAUCUGUAAAUUCUUAUUAGCAUUAGCACGCACUAAUGAAAACAUUUUGAGGAGCUUUGGCCUAGUUCUUGCAUUCUAUACAUGUGAUUUGUUUUUUCUAUUCUAGAGUUCCAAAUGGAUUAUUUACAGCAUCAUCUGAUCUGGAUUCUUUUGCCAAUUAAUAUUAGCAGAACUGGAUAGAAAAUGACAGAUAGUGCUGGCCUAGAAUCAGCAUCACUAUGCUCACAGGUAUGCAUCUGAAUAUCAGUAAUCUCCAACCAAAACCUCAGAAUGUAGCUCAUUCUGUCGUGAAAAGAAGAUUCAUUUUAGUUGGGACCGGUCUUUUGGUGCACUUUGUUCACAGUUCCCAAGAAGUAAAAGAAAAUAUGGCAAUUUUUUUACUGACUCAUUAAAACCCUUUAUACAGUGAAAGUUUUGUCGCCAAAAUGGAACAUAAAUGUACAAAUAGGCUCAGUCUUGGCUUGUGUUUAGAUCUUGGCAGUAACAGCACAAGG
Xyrauchen texanus (razorback sucker) is the source of this 2149-nucleotide messenger RNA. RefSeq names its product crystallin, zeta (quinone reductase)-like 1 (gene cryzl1). Lineage: Eukaryota; Metazoa; Chordata; Actinopteri; Cypriniformes; Catostomidae. Bases 325 to 1386 code for a protein of 353 amino acids. The transcript is spliced from 14 exons. Gene Ontology annotation, molecular function: oxidoreductase activity. The record is from RefSeq and is a predicted model, not a curated record.